AUGCGUGUUAUGAACUGGAUCGUGCUGUUGGCGGCAGUGCUGGCCACGUUCAUCUACAUUGCCGAUGCCGACGCUCCAGUCAAAGCAUCGACGACCGUGAAUACGCAGCAGGUGAAGGACAGUACCGAGGAAGAGGUGGUGACCGUACAGAAGCUGGAAAAGGAGAUUGAAACGCUGACAGAGAUCGUCAAGGAACUCAAGACGGACGUUCUCAAGGAGAAGAAGGCACACAAAAAGACCAAGCUCGAGCUGAAGGCGGUCACAGGCGAGCUCAAUGAAGUGAGAGAGCGCUUGGACGCCCGUGAGGAGGAUGUCACUAAACUGAGGGAGACGUUGUCGACGGAACAAGCUCAUUUUACUGCUGAGCUUGAUGCUGCGUUGCAGAAAUUGGCAGACGAGACAAACAAGGCUCAGCAGCUGGAAAGGACGUACGAGCUCAUGGAGAAGAAGAACAAGGCGAUGGGACAAGAACUGGGUGUAGCCAAGACUGCCGAGCUCACGAUGAUGGCGUUGCUGUCUUCGUAUUACGACGACGCGCGGGUUCUGACCGAGCAGACGCUCGGGUUUGCUCAGGAUAAGCUCAGCGAACACACAGACACGUUGGAACGAGUGCAGAGCGAGUUUGACAAUGUCAAGAAGGUCACGCGUGACACGACGAGCAAGUUUUACCAGGAGAAUGUGGCGCCGACGUUAAACCCGAUUUUGGAUCCAAUUUUGGCCGAUGUGCACAAGGUCGUGAGCCCGCAAAUGGAAAAGUUCGUGCCGAUUCUGCAGAAAGUAGCAGCGAAAGCAAAGAGGCAGACACUGGUGUACUCGCGUGAGGCACUGCGUCAGGCGAAGCGGGCGCGGGUGGAGGCGAUCACAAUAUUGGAGCAAAACAACUAUGUGGCAGCGUAUGCACAGAAAGUGGUAGACAGUGUGCUGGUCAUUCUUGCUGUACCGCUGGCGCUGUUUUGGACACGCUUGGUGUUCCGUCUGGUGUGGUGGCUCUUUACAACGACGGUGUGUGUGCUGAAGUGUGGCUUGUGCUGUGGUUCACGUAAGCGUAGCUCAACGGCGAAGUCUGAGCUCGCGAAGAAGACAAUUGGCGUCGAUGCUGGCCCGAAUGCACCUAACAGCGGUUCGAGAAAGACCGUCACCAACAAGACCAUGUUGAACACCCCGAAGCGCAACAAAAAGAGCAAGAACUGA
This is a messenger RNA of Peronospora matthiolae, 1191 nucleotides long. The record is from the annotation of a GenBank genome assembly. Lineage: Eukaryota; Oomycota; Peronosporomycetes; Peronosporales; Peronosporaceae.